AUGUCUAAACAAAGUAAAACUUGGCAGUUGAUAUUUCUCGGAUUGCUGGCGAUUUAUGAAAUUAUUGGAAAUUGCCAGACCACGGCGUGUUGGCCACGUUUCAAAUCGAAGAGUCGGGAUGGUCCAUUGUUUUGGAAUAUUUUUGGUAAGACCAACAAGGGUGGGGAUCAUUCGAAUGAUAUUGAUGAGAACUCACAGGAAAUUGAUGAAAAUUCGGCCAAAUAUGAGAAACUUAAAUGGACAACGGUGAUUGAGAGUGAUUGGAUAAAGAACCAUAACUUCUCCUUGGAACUGCAUUAUGUGGUGACAGAAGAUGGCUAUAACUUAACCUUGCAUCGCCUGCCACGUCCAGGUUCCAGUCCCGUAUUAUUGCUGCAUGGUUUGCUAACCUCCUCCCUGGCCUGGGUCAUAAUGGGACCGGCAAAAAGUCUGGCCUUUCAGUUGUUUAACAGCCAACACGAUGUUUGGUUGGCCAAUUUACGCGGCUCAGCCUAUGGCCGCAAUCAUUCACGUUUCACCACCAACGAUGCCGAAUUUUGGAGUUUUAGCUUCCAUGAAUGGGGUCGUUACGAUCUGCCGGCCAUUGUUGACCACAUUCGCAGCGAAACAUCAUUCCAUCAAGUUUGGUUAAUUGCUCACUCCCAGGCCUUUAAUGCCAUAUUGGUAUUGUGUUCCCUGCUGCCGCAGUACAAUGAGCGUUUGCAGUUUGUACAGGCUUUGGCUCCCAUAGCCUCCUUAAGAAAUCAGGUUAAAUUCACCAAUGACGAUGUGAGAAAAGUCUUCCGAUUUGUUAAGAAGAAAACCAAUGACAACGACUUUGAGCUGCUUCCCCAGAGUUUUAUGCGUGACAAAUGCCUGAGGUCCUCCCAACGUUCGGAAUGUGAAAAAUGGUUUAUGCUGUUGGCAGGCAAUGGACAAUAUGAUAGGGCCAUGAACACCCUACUCUAUGGCCAACUGCUGCAGGGAGGUUCUGUGAAAGAGGCAACUCAUUUACGCCAACUCUGGAAAUCGGGAGAUUUUAUUUGGUUCGAUUAUGAUCCGCAGGUUAAUCUAGUCAACUACAGAAGUGUUGCGCCCCCUUUCUAUAACUUGUCUCUCGUUCAAGUACCAAUGAUCUUGUAUUUUGGUAACACCGAUGCUAUAGCCACACCUGAGGGUGUGCAUUCAAUUUAUGCCCAUAUGUUGGACAAUGUCAAAGGUGUCUAUCGCAUUGAUGCUGAGAAAUUUAAUCAUUAUGACUUCUAUAUAUCGUCGGAGAUCAAGAAGUUGGUCAACGAUCGUUUGCUGGACCAUAAGGAGAAAUUGCAGAAAAAUCAAUUGAAAUAUGUUGUGGAAUGA
This is a messenger RNA of Musca domestica (house fly), 1338 nucleotides long. Its product is annotated as lipase 1. Gene Ontology annotation, molecular function: hydrolase activity, acting on ester bonds. The coding region runs from base 1 to 1338 and encodes 445 amino acids. The transcript is spliced from 6 exons. Gene Ontology annotation, biological process: lipid metabolic process. NCBI's taxonomy places the organism in Eukaryota, Metazoa, Arthropoda, Insecta, Diptera, Muscidae. The record is from RefSeq and is a predicted model, not a curated record.